GACGUGGAGGAGGCAUACUCCGCCCUUCCGAGCUUGCUCAAGUCCUCUCUGCUCCCCUUCCAGCGCGACGGAGUGAGGUUCGCUCUCAAGAGGAAGGGAAGAGUGCUGAUCGGAGACGAGAUGGGUCUGGGGAAGACCCUCCAGGCUCUCGCGGUAGCAGCAGCAUACAAGAGGGAGUGGCCCUUGCUGAUUAUUUGCCCGUCCUCUCUCCGCCUCAAUUGGGCGCAGGAGUGCAGCAGGUGGCUGGAGGGGAUGAAGGAAGAGCCGCUGGAGGUGCAGGUGGUGAUGAAAGGAUCGGAUGCGAUCAAGGGAGUCGACGUGACCAUCGUGUCCUACGACCUUGCCACCAGGAUGUCAGACGCCAUCAAGGCGUCGUCGUUCAAAGUCGUGAUAGCCGACGAAUCGCACUACAUCAAGACGGACAAGGCGCUUCGCACUAGAGCAUGCAUGCCCCUCCUUCGCCAGGCCAGCCGAGCCAUCCUCCUCAGCGGAACCCCAGCUCUCUCUCGCCCUGUCGAGCUGCUCAGCCAACUGCAGUGCCUCCAGCCGAAGAUUUUCUCCUCCAAGAGAGAGUUUCAGCGGCGCUACUGCAACGCGAAGCAGGGGCGGUGGGGGCUCGACACGUCUGGCGCCAGCUGCCUGCAGGAGCUGAGCAUCCUCCUGUCCAGCUCGGUGAUGAUCCGAAGGCUGAAGCGAGAGGUGCUGGUGGAGCUGCCAGCGAAGAGAAGGCAAAAGGUGUUCAUCAACGUUGCCAACAAGGACUUGAAGAAGAUUCAAUCCAUCAUGAACAGAAUUGACUCCGUCGACAUGCGCCCUUCCUCUUCUCCUCCAGCUGGCCAUGCUGGGGACGAGAAGGAGCAGGUUGGUGAAAACGGAGGGGAGAGGAAGCGUCGGCGAGGGUCCAUGCUGGACUCGCUGAUCACAGAAGCCUACCUUGAGACUGGCCUUGCGAAGUUACCGGAAGUUUGCUCUUACCUCGCCGACCUCAUAGAGGGUGGCUGUAAGUUCCUGGUGUUCGCCCACCACCUCCAGGUGCUGGACGGCAUCGAGCGCUUCCUCCUGCGCUCCUCCGUCAAGUACAUCCGCAUCGACGGGUCGGUGCCUCCAGCAGCGCGAGCUGAGCGCGUCAAGAUGUUCCAGGAGGAGGAGGAAGUGCGAGUCGGCGUGCUGGGCAUGACGGCAGCUGGGACUGGCCUGACCCUGACGUCGGCUGCUACCGUUGUCUUCGCGGAGCUCUACUGGACACCAGGGGUGAUGAUGCAGGCGGAGGACCGGGUCCACCGCAUCAGCCAGCAGCUGCCUGUCAACAUCCACUACCUGCUGGCGCGGGGAACAGCCGACGAGCUGGUCUGGUCAUCCAUCGUCAGCAAGGUGAAAAUCGUCAGUUGGGCUCUAGACGGGAGCCAGCAGGCGGUC
Guillardia theta CCMP2712 is the source of this 1416-nucleotide messenger RNA. RefSeq lists its product as hypothetical. Lineage: Eukaryota; Cryptophyceae; Pyrenomonadales; Geminigeraceae. Gene Ontology annotation, molecular function: ATP binding; ATP-dependent chromatin remodeler activity. The transcript has a single exon. Gene Ontology annotation, cellular component: nuclear replication fork. The annotation marks the transcript as partial. The record is from RefSeq and is a predicted model, not a curated record. Gene Ontology annotation, biological process: replication fork processing; DNA repair.